Messenger RNA from Funneliformis geosporum, 348 nucleotides. Lineage: Eukaryota; Fungi; Glomeromycota; Glomeromycetes; Glomerales; Glomeraceae. The record is from the annotation of a GenBank genome assembly.
ACAUUAUAGAUAAAGGGGAAAAUGGGGGGAUUGGCAUCGGGUUUUGCACAAAAUCAGCUAGAUUAAAUAAAAUGCCAGGCUUUGAAGAUAUUUCGUGGGGUUAUAAUGGCGAUGAUGGAAAAUCGUAUAACGCUUAUGGCAAACCAUAUGGAACAGGUUUUAUGACCGGAGAUACUAUUGGAUGUUGCUUAAACUUUAGAAAUAAUACGGUAUUUUAUACAAGAAACGGAGUGAAUCUAGGUAUUGCAUUUCGAGAUUUGAAAAAAGCUUUGUAUCCUUGUGUUGGAAUGAAGUCACCAGGUGGAUCUGUAGGAGCAAACUUUGGCUAUAGAAAGUUCAAAUACACAG